Molecule: messenger RNA, 3510 nt
Organism: Cicer arietinum (chickpea)
Lineage: Eukaryota; Viridiplantae; Streptophyta; Magnoliopsida; Fabales; Fabaceae
Product: histone-lysine N-methyltransferase ATX3-like
Biological process (GO): regulation of transcription by RNA polymerase II
Molecular function (GO): protein binding
Source: RefSeq, a predicted model, not a curated record
CAUCCUCUUCACCUCUCGGUCCUAUCUCCCCCUCAUUUUAUUUUCUAACACAAUUUAAUUUAUUUUCAAGCGUUUCCUAUUGUGAUUCGCGAAAUUUAAUAUCAAUUUAUUUACUUAUUUUAUCCCUUCUGCGUGAUUCGCCAAAGGGAAAAGUUGCUCAAUUUUCUCUCUUUCAUUGUUCGACUCGUUUGCGUGUUUUUGCAUCGGAAUUAAGCGAUUUCCAAUUCGAUUGGAUUUUCGUGGUGUCAGGAUCUGACAUUUGUAGCUUCGGUGCUACACCUUUGAAUUAGGGUUUUGUGUGUGCUUCACAAUCAUAAUAUGAUAAUUAAGCAUUCUUUGAAAGCUGAAUUGCAAAACCUAAAGCGGUGUAAGCAUGAAGAAGAAGAAAAGGACCGUCUUAAUUCGGCGAUUCAGAAGAAACAGAAGGUGAACGGCGUUGACUCCAUUGCUAACAGUGAAGACUUGAACAUCUUUUUUGUCUCUGGAUCCGGCGAAGGAUUAAAUUGCGGCGGUGGUGGUGAAGUCCACUCCAAUUCAACUUCCGUGGAAUUGAACGGUGGAAGUGCAAAAGCACCUCCGUUGUUACGAUCUUCCAGAGGCCGCGUUCAAAUGCUUCCAUCUAAGUUCAAUGAUUCGGUACUUCUCGAUACAUGGAAGAAUACUAAUAGGCGAAUUAAAAUAUCUGAAUUAGGGUUUGAAGGUGAUAAUGGUUCAAGAGACACUGAAAUGAGAAUUUUGAAUAAGGGAAAGGAAAACAAAUGCGACUCAAAACAAGAGAUUGAUUAUGGUUUUGAUGAAUUUAACUACGAGAAGCAUGCUGAGUCGUUUAAGAGCAUUAAAACGACGGUUAAAGGGAGUCGUUUGUUGUUGGUUAAGAAAGAGAGUGAAAAUGGUUUGGUUGAAAAGGCUAAAAAGGGGAAGAAGAUUUUCAAACUAGAGGAUUUUCAUUUGGGUGAUAUAGUUUGGGCAAAAUGUGGCAAGAGUUAUCCGGCGUGGCCUGCUGUGGUGAUUGAUCCCAUUUUGCAUGCUCCUCAGUCUGUUCUCAGCUGUUGUGUUCCGGGUGCAAUUUGUGUUAUGUUUUUUGGUUAUUCAAAAAAUGGAAAGCAAAGGGACUAUGCAUGGGCGAAGCAGGGGAUGGUAUUCCCCUUCUUGGAAUUCAUGGAUAGAUUCCAGGGGCAGAUCCGAUUGUACAAGAGCAAACAGAGUGAUUUUCACAAGGCAAUGGAGGAGGCAAUGUUGGCGGAAGAUGGCAUUCUGGACCCACACUUCAGAACUGAGCAAAUUGUGGAGGGUGCGGGUUCCUGUGCUGAUCAGGAGCAUUGCUACAAAGACCAGGAUGCAAAAUCUUGUUUUGGCUGUGGUUUGACGUUGCCAUGCAAAACCAUGAAGAAGACUAAAGAUUCAAGCUGUGCUACUCAGCAUUAUUGUAAACCUUGUGCAAAGUUACUAAAAUCAAAACAAUAUUGUGGCAUUUGCAAAAAGAUUUGGCACCAUUCAGAUGGUGGUGAUUGGGUAUGCUGCGAUGGUUGUAAUGUUUGGGUGCAUGCUGAGUGUGACAAAAUUUCCAGCAAACUUUUCAAGGAUCUGGAAAAUAUAGAUUACUAUUGCCCAGAUUGCAAGGGAAAGUUGGAUUGUAAAUUAUCAGCAUCACAAACAUACAAAUCAAAAAAUAAGUCAGUAGAGAACAACCGAAAACCUGCGGUACCUGAAGAGCUAGUGGUGGUGUGCAAUGACAUGAAAGGAAUUUACUUUCCAAAGCUUCAUUUAGUUAUGUGCAAGUGUGGCAUGUGUGGGUCAAGGAAGCAGGCAUUGGCUGAAUGGGAACGGCAUGCAGGUUGCAGAGCCAAAAAAUGGAAACAUAGUGUGAAACUAGAAAGUACAAUGCAACCAUUAAUGAAAUGGAUCACAGAACACAAUUCCCAAGCUGGAAUUUCCAUGCAGUUAGAUCAGAAACGGGUGCUUUCCUUUUUGCAAGAGAAGUAUGAGCCAGUUUAUGCAACAUGGACAACAGAAAGAUGUGCGAUUUGCAGAUGGGUUGAAGAUUGGGAAGAUAACAAAAUUAUUAUCUGUAACAGGUGCCAAGUUGCAGUUCACCAAGAGUGCUAUGGGGCAAUGAAUGUUAAAGAUUUUACUUCUUGGGUUUGUAGAGUGUGUGAAACUCCUGAGGUAGAAAGAGAGUGUUGCCUCUGUCCAGUAAAAGGUGGAGCACUGAAGCCAACUGAUGUUGAGUUGUUGUGGGUUCAUGUAACAUGCGCUUGGUUUCGUCCUGAAGUUGUUUUCAGAAACCACGAGGCAAUGGAACCUGCCUCUGGAAUCCUUAAGAUUCCUCCUAAUUUGUUUUUGAAGACUUGCGUGAUCUGUAAACAAAGCCAUGGUUCCUGUACAAGUUGUUGCAAGUGUGCUACUUAUUUUCAUGUGAUGUGUGCGUCAAGAAUGGGAUACAGCAUGGAAUUGCGUUCUACAGUGAAGAAGGGGACUCAAAUAACAAAGACACUAAUAUAUUGUGCAGUUCACAGGGUCCCAAAUCCAGAUUCAGUAGUGGUUGUGCAUACACCCCUUGGGGUAUUUUCUCCUAGAACUUCGCUUCAAAAUCACAAGGGAUGCUUAAGAGGAUCAAAGCUUAUUUCAUCAGAUAAUACAGAACUCCUUGAACCUUCAACCUCUGAAGGUUAUGAGGUUGAGCCACUAUCUGCUGCCAGGUGUCGUGUUUACAGAAGGUCUCCCAAUAAGAAGGAUGAUACACCAAUAAUUCACUUGCUUGGGGGGCCAAACCUUCAUUCUUUAAGUGAAAUAACUCAACUGAACAGCAAUAAGGAUGCUGGGGUAUUUUCUUCAUUUAAGGAACGCCUUCACCAUUUACAGAAAACAGAAAAUUGUAGAGUUUGCCUUGGAAAAUCGGCUAUUCAAGGGUGGGGCCUCUUUGCUCGUAGAGAUUUGCAAGAAGGAGAAAUGGUCAUUGAGUAUCGUGGUGAGCAGGUAAGGCGUAGUGUUGCUGAUCUGAGGGAAGCAAAGUACCGUUCAGAAGGCAAGGCUUGUUAUCUGUUCAAGAUUAGCGAGGAGGUGGUUAUUGAUGCAACAGAUAAAGGCAACAUUGCACGUCUAAUAAAUCAUUCUUGCAUGCCAAACUGCUUUGCAAGGAUUAUGUGUUUGGGUGAUCAGGAGAGCCAGAUUGUUCUUAUUGCAAAGACCAAUAUUUCUGCCGGUGAAGAACUAACGUAUGAUUACUUGUUCGAUCCAGAUGAGCGGGAUGAACUCAAGGUUCCCUGCCACUGCAGAGCCCCCAAUUGUAGGAAAUUUAUGAACUAGGUUGGUUAAUGGUUUUGCAUUGUUUCUGCCAAUGGAGCAAUUGCACCAACCAAACCUUAACCGGGAAUAUUUGUCGAUUGACAUUUUAAAUUUUUUCAAGUUAAAUUAAUAAAUUUGUAUACAAGAUAUGUUGUACUAUUGUCACAUUGUAUAGAUAUUUUUAAAAAGAAUAAUAUUUUACAAGAUUAUUUAUUUUACUUCAAA